UGCACGGCUCGCGCCAUCUUUCUGCCUUCAAAACUUCCAGUGGAACGAGCACAGAAUUACAACGAGAAAAAAGAAGAUCACACGAGCUAACCGGGGAAUACGGACUAAAGACAAUGAUGAUAAAAUAACUUGUUGGACCCAGGUGGAAGCUAAAAGGAUCCAAGACGAACAAGGACGAAGGAACAAAAAGGAUAUUUUUUCUGAUUUUGUUGUUGUUGUUUGAGCUCUUAUAUUCUCUCUGCUGUGCUGACAGCAUAAAAGAAGACUACAGGAAUGAAGUACAACUACCACGUGCCAGUGUCAACGUACACACGGCAUUCUCAGUACAUCCCAACUUACCACACACCUUCACAUUAUGCAUCCAGUCACUACACACCAUCGUACACAUCGACAUCAAAAUACACCCCGACCCAGUAUAGUAGUACACAUUACACCCCGUCAUACUACACACCCUCCUACAAUUCUACAUCAACAUACAUCCCCACCCGCUACAGCUCAACGCAGAGUACCCAAAGGCGAGAAAAUCCUGCUCCUGCGAGACCUAUCAUACCUGCUAAGAGGACUGUGCACUUUCCGAAUGACAUCAUCUUCCAGGAUGUUGUUAGACGGGGAGAAUUGGCGCAAAUUGGUCGCUUCAUCAGAUCGAGGAAGGUUCGUGUGGAUACGCUCUUCCCAUCAGGUAUGGCAGCGAUACAUGAAGCGGUGCUGACGGGGAAUCUGGAAGUGGUGACGCUGCUGGUUAAGUUUGGUGCUGAUGUCAAUCAGAGGGAUGAGGAAGGCUGGACACCUCUUCACAUGGCCUGCAGUGACGGCUAUCCCGAGAUUGCCAGCUAUCUCCUUGCGCUGGGAGCCAACAAAGAGGCAGAAAAUGAGAACGGAGAGAAACCGGCCGACCUCAUUGACCCCGACUGCACAGCGUUGUCUAAACUUUUCGAGGCUGGCUGCGUGUAAUUAGGCACUUCUUAGUCAUAGGAGUGAAGCUUGGAAAAUAGUUUCUUUUUUUCCAAAGGGGUUUUACACAGAACUUGCUACUGACGACAAUGGGAAUUUGUCAUGUUUUUUUAAAUAUAUCAUUUGGGAGCUGCAGCUGUUCUCUAAUGAGUCACUUUUUUAUUUCUAUUUCUGUGUUUCUGCUCUGCUGUUAGUAGGUGGCUGACAGUAACUCCCUUUUCCGUUUAACCUUACCAGUAUAACGCAAUGUCCAAAAUGUAUCGCUGAAUGGAAAUAUUAUGAGUUAUGUCAUGGUGUAAGCACUUUUUGUGAAUUACUUCCAGUAUUCUUGAAAUUAAUUUAAAAUGGGGGAUUUGAGAUGUUUGUCUUCCAUUCAGUCAAGGUUUAUUUGUGUAAAUUCUAGCUGCUGGGCAGAAAGAGGAGCAUCAAAAUGAUAAAUUAUUACUUCAGUCAGGAAAAUCUUGAUGCUCUUCAUCUACUGCUGUACAAUUUCCCCAUUAUAUAUAUAAGUAUAUUUUCGUCAUAAAGACUAUGCUGAAUAAAAUAAUGUCAGCAAGGAAA
Molecule: messenger RNA, 1512 nt
Organism: Syngnathus acus (greater pipefish)
Lineage: Eukaryota; Metazoa; Chordata; Actinopteri; Syngnathiformes; Syngnathidae
Product: protein phosphatase 1 regulatory subunit 27
Exons: 3
Coding region: 274-951 (225 amino acids)
Molecular function (GO): phosphatase binding
Source: RefSeq, a predicted model, not a curated record